AUGGCUGCAGUUGAGGAGGCAGUUCUCAUCGGACUGUGUGAUGGGGCAAUCGAUUCCAAGCGAUAUCCGACGUCUUACUUGACGAACAAAAUUGGCGACCAACCGGACAAGCUUCCAGUGAUAUCAUGGCAACAUCCCCGCUGUGGUCUAUGCAACGCUGCCCUGGCCCAUGUGGUGCAGGUGUACUGCCCACUGGCGGCGUCUCCCUACCACCGCACCCUGAAUGUGUUCGCCUGCCCCGGGCAACAGUGCAGCGGACAACCAGAUAGCUGGAGGGUUCUGCGUUCUCAGUGUCUGGAAUCAGAGGUCAGAACCAACCCUGUGGUCCAACCAUCAGGCCACGCCCCAGUUAAAGAGGUUCCCAUGACAACCACAUACUGGUGUGAUGGGACUGAUGACUGGGGCGAGGAAGAGGGGGAGGGAGAUGGAUGGGACAAGGCCCAGAACCAGGCUCAUAUGGAGGGAGGGGACCCUGACCCUGACCCUGAGAUCCUCUUGCCCACCGGGACCUCCUCUGAGGUGGAUGUGAGUGGCAAGUUUCAGGAUCUCAGUCUGGAAGUUGGAGAGGUGGAGGAGGAAGGGGAGGUUCUGGGUAACAUCCCCACCUACAGACCUUUCUACAUCAGUGUGGUGGAGGAGACUGACCUGGGUGAUCAGUCAGACCUGGAGCACGCUGAGAGCCUGCUGAGGGAGUACAAGCAGAGAGAGGGAGUAGAGAAUAUGGGGAGCUCCGAGGGGGGAGGAGGGGAGGAGAAGUACGAGAAGGGUAACCCCAGACAUGGAGACGCAGCGUUCUCCCGCUUCAUGAAGAGGAUCUCUCUUUGUCCGGAGCAGGUGUUGCGGUACAGCUGGCACGGGUCUCCUCUCUUCUUGUCUGACCCCCCCUCGGACCUGCCUUGGAUUAAACCUGGCUGCUGUCACUGUGGAGGAAUCAGGGUGUUUGAGUUCCAGCUGAUGCCUGCUCUGGUCAGCCUGCUACAGAGGACAGACGCAGGUGCAGGGAGAGGGUCGAGGUCGGCGGUAGAGAUGGAGACGGGGCUGGAGUUUGGUACAGUGAUGGUGUUUACCUGUAGAAACAGCUGUUGGUCGUCAGGCUCAACCUCACCUGUGGAAGAGUUCAUCUAUCUACAGGCAGAUCCAGACCAGAAACUCUUCAAAUAACUGACUCAUUAACCACGUUUCCAUCCAGUUUUUAUGCGAGUGAAGUCAUACCUUAUUUAAAAAAACCAUGCGACAGCUGUGAUGGAAACAGGAAGUUUCGAUACAAUUAUGACGUUUUGAUAACAUGUGAUAAAUGCGGACAAAUCAUUUUUCCGUUCGACAUGGUGGGAUGUUUUUGAAAUGGUGGUGGAAACACCUUUUUAUCCACAAAUAUUGGUAUAAUACCCAUCAUAUGGAAGUAAACUUGAAGUCAUGUGAUGAUAUGGUGUGUGGUCCUCCCACUACGACUCAGGAAAGCAUGCAGUUUAUUAGGCUACUGAUGAAAUAAGUUAUGAUGAACUUCACAGGGUGGUGAAAGGGCACGGUGAUGAGCUUGAUGCUCUUUUCCAAUAAAUAUCGAGGGUCUUAUUCUGGUGCCAUGAUGAUCGAUGCUUGACUGCUGUUUGACAAAUACAAAUAUUACGCUCUUCUCCAUAAUAAUCUCAUCAUGUAGACUAGCCCACCUUCACAGCCUACCUGCUCCGAGCUGUUGGCCAGAGCGCAGGUGCCAAGACCAGAGGAGGUACAUUUGCUAUUUAACGCAAUAGUUUUUGUGACAAAACUAUCAGUAGAGUGGAAAAUGCGAUGGAAACACAUUUAACUUUAUAUGUUUAUUCGGUACAUGAAAACUUUUAAGAUGCACUAUGCAGAAAUCGCUCCACCAUUUCCUGGUUGCAAAACAUUAGAAUAGUUCGCCUAAUUUCAGUUUAUGUGACAAAACAAGCAAGUACAGUGUAGAGAAUCAUUGUACCAUCUAAACCGCUGUGAAAUAUAUUUUCUAUAACCAAAAUAUUAUAUUUGAAGCUGUUUGAAGCUGGUGUACAAAACCGAAAGCUAAAGACGCAAAAAUGAAAUUUAAGCAUGGGAAGCAUAGAAAUAGCGCACAUAGAACAGAUCUACCACCUCUUAGACUGGCUGUCAAUGAGAAUGACAGAUCUAUAACUUACAUUUCUAUGUGAAUUUGGUCAGGUCGCCCAACAAGUUACAAAUUGCAGCUAUAAGCGAAACAUAAUGUUUUUGUGUUCAGUACGACGUCACGUUCAGAUUUUUAUCCGCAUGAAGUCCGUUUGUUGGAAACACCACUAGUGGGAAAAUGCACAUAUUUUCUUUAUGCAGAUUUCACCUAUUGGAUGGAAUAACUUUGUAAUGAAAGAAUAAAGAUGUUUCUUGCUUUGGUUUGGAAAGAAUAAAGAAUCCAGAAAGUGAUACAUUGUUUGCCAAAGAGUCUUUCAUUUUAUAGUAGUAUUUAUCACUAGAGAAAUAAUGUAUAAAAUAAAAGGGCAUGAGUAAGAACUGAAGAACAUUCUCAUGAUUAUUUUCGCUACCUUGGCUACAUUAUAGAGAAACUAUGUAAUGAAACAUAGAAUCCAUAGGAGGGCGCUGACAUCCCAGCAGGUGACAUUGAGUUCUAUAGUUGCCAUGGCGCCCUAAUAGCAGCCUAAGCACAGAGCUCCUGUAAAUGUGAACAUAUUGUAACGACCUGCACAGACAGCUGUGUGUUAUGCUGUUCGUUUGUUGUGUUCACGGGGUCCGACAUUCCAGUCAACCUGCUAUCUGCCAACCAAGGGAAUGCCUGGAAUGUUCUGGGGUUGGCAGGGGUGUGGAGCGGCGGGUGGGGGGGUUGGCAGGGGUGUGGAGCGGUGGUUGGGGGGGGUUGGCAGGGGUGUGGAGCGGUGGUUGGGGGGGGGUUGGCAGAGGUGUGGAGCGGUGGGUGGGGGGGGGGUUGGCAGAGGUGUGGAGCGGUGGGUGGGGGGGGGGGGGGGGGGGGGGGGGGGGGGGUGGGUGGGGGGGGGGUUGGCAUCACUAGUUUAAGACCAUGCUUAGCCAUUGUUCUCUCUCUUACGUCUGUUCUUAACAAGAGGUGGUCACGGUUGUUUUAUACUGUUAUCCUUGAUUUAUUUGGCGUGGGCUACGGCCAAACAGUAACCUGGGUUGAGUUUGGUUAAUAAACUGGGAAUUCGUCAACUCAAACCUCUGUCUGGACAAUUGUUCAUUUAUGAUCUAGCCAGGUCAUUACAAUAUUUAGUUAUAUUUAGGUGUUUUUCAUUGUUUAUUAAUCAGCUCUUUUGUUUUUGAUAACGUCAAGUUUUUAUUUCAUAUAUCUGGUGUUUUUGAGCCACAGAUUUGCAGGUUGACUGACAGGUCAACACUUUUUGGCUUGGCUAGCUGGCUUUUGUUUGAAAAAUGCAUCUGGACACAGUACCAUCUUUUUUUGUUUCACCUGGCUGCCAAUUCCAUAUCUUUUGAGAACAUCAUUUGAGGAGUCACCUGAAGCGUGAGAGGAACGGUAGACAGAGGAAUUACUGCAGCGCUGAGACAGAGGGCUCGUAAUGAGGACGUCUGGCUACUACUCUGAACAGAGGGCUCGUAAUGAGGACGUCUGGCUACUACUCUGAACAGUGAUCUUUCUGGCGCCCAGAGCUGCUGAGUGGGUGCUACACAGAGUGGAAGAGUCUGUCCCGUGGCCACAUGAGUCAGGCUGGUUCCCAGACUUGCCCUCUACAUGAGCAUCAGCAGACUCCAUCACCGUCAUCUACCGUCCUCUGACCAAAUCUCUCUGCUCAAGCCAUGAACCAUCUUCAGAUGAAGCAGCUUUCGAAGACUUGGCGUCUAUCGGUUGACCAGUCAUGACAUAUUGCUUUUUUUUGUGUUUUUUUUUGCUCUUGAAGUGCUUUGAGGUUCUAUGAAAAGCACUAUAGAAAUGUACUAAAUGAUAAUUAUUAUUGUUGUACAGUCAACUGGGCGGUGUGGUCUACUGUACAAUCUUCACCUUUCUGGCUUUGUUUUGGUAUUUCUCUGAAUGUAAUGUAGCCUCUAUGUGGGGAAAUGAGAGGCUGAUAUGUGAGGACACAUAGACUGAGUCCCAAAUGGCACCCUAUCCCUAUUCCCUAUAUAUAGUGCACUACCUUUGAUAUAGAACCAUAUGGGCCCUGGUCAAAAGUAGUGCACUAUAUAGGGAACAUGGUGCCAUUUGGGAUGCAGUUAUAAUGUACAUUGAAAUGGUCACGCACAGAGGAAACCUGAAGAUGCUGCUUUCCACAAUGUCAUUCAUAAUGCAGAAGGACAUUUUUAGAUUGUACUGUAUUUAUUAUGGCUCCUCAUUAGUUCCUGCCAAGGCAGCAGCUACUCUUCCUGGGGUUUAUUAUGGAUCCCCAUUUAGUUCCUGCCAAGGCAGCAGCUACUCUUCCUGGGGUUUAUUAAGGAUCCCCAUUAGUUCCUGCCAAGGCAGCAGCUACUCUUCCUGGGGUUUAUUAUGGAUCCCCAUUAGUUCCUGCCAAGGCAGCAGCUACUCUUCCUGGGGUUUAUUAUGGAUCCCCAUUAGUUCCUGCCAAGGCAGCAGCUACUCUUCCUGGGGUUUAUUAUGGAUCCCCAUUAGUUCCUGCCAAGGCAGCAGCUACUCUUCCUGGGGUUUAUUAUGGAUCCCCAUUAGUUCCUGCCAAGGCAGCAGCUACUCUUCCUGGGGUUUAUUAUGGAUCCCCAUUAGUUCCUGCUAAGGCAGCAGCUACUCUUCCUGGGGUUUAUUAAGGAGCCCCAUUAGUUCCUGCCAAGGCAGCAGCUACUCUUCCUGGGGUUUAUUAUGGAUCCCCAUUAGUUCCUGCCAAGGCAGCAGCUACUCUUCCUGGGGUUUAUUAUGGAUCCCCAUUAGUUCCUGCCAAGGCAGCAGCUACUCUUCCUGGGGUUUAUUAUGGAUCCCCAUUAGUUCCUGCCAAGGCAGCAGCUACUCUUCCUGGGGUUUAUUAUGGAUCCCCAUUAGUUCCUGCCAAGGCAGCAGCUACUCUUCCUGGGGUUUAUUAUGGAUCCCCAUUAGUUCCUGCCAAGGCAGCAACUACUCUUCCUGGGGUUUAUUAUGGAUCCCCGUUAGUUCCUGCCAAGGCAGCAGCUACUCUUCCUGGGGUUUAUUAUGGAUCCCCGUUAGUUCCUGCCAAGGCAGCAGCUACUCUUCCUGGGGUUUAUUACGGAUCCCCAUUAGUUCCUGCCAAGGCAGCAGCUACUCUUCCUGGGGUUUAUUACGGAUCUCCAUUAGUUCCUGCCAAGGCAGCAGCUACUCUUCCUGGGGUUUAUUACGGAUCCCCAUUAGUUCCUGCCAAGGCAGCAGCUACUCUUCCUGGGGUUUAUUAUGGAUCCCCAUUAGUUCCUGCCAAGGCAGCAGCUACUCUUCCUGGGGUUUAUUAUGGAUCCCCAUUAGUUUCCUGCCAAGGCAGCAGCUACUCUUCCUGGGGUUUAUUAUGGAUCCCCAUUAGUUCCUGCCAAGGCAGCAGCUACUCUUCCUGGGGUUUAUUAUGGAUCCCCAUUAGUUCCUGCCAAGGCAGCAACUACUCUUCCUGGGGUUUAUUAUGGAUCCCCGUUAGUUCCUGCCAAGGCAGCAGCUACUCUUCCUGGGGUUUAUUAUGGAUCCCCGUUAGUUCCUGCCAAGGCAGCAGCUACUCUUCCUGGGGUUUAUUACGGAUCCCCAUUAGUUCCUGCCAAGGCAGCAGCUACUCUUCCUGGGGUUUAUUACGGAUCCCCAUUAGUUCCUGCCAAGGCAGCAGCUACUCUUCCUGGGGUUUAUUAUGGAUCCCCAUUAGUUCCUGCCAAGGCAGCAGCUACUCUUCCUGGGGUUUAUUAUGGAUCCCCAUUAGUUCCUGCCAAGGCAGCAGCUACUCUUCCUGGGGUUUAUUAUGGAUCCCCAUUAGUUCCUGCCAAGGCAGCAGCUACUCUUCCUGGGGUCCUGCAAAAUUAAGGCAGUUACAGUGGGGGAAAAAAGUAUUUAUUCAGCCACCAAUUGUGCAAGUUCUCCCACUUAAAAAGAUGAGAGAGGCCUGUAAUUUUCGUCAUAGGUACACGUCAACUAUGACAGACAAAAUGAGAAAAAGAAAUCUAGAAAAUCACAUUGUAGGAUUUUUAAUGAAUUUAUUUGCAAAUUAUGGUGGAAAAUAAGUAUUUGGUCAAUAACAAAAGUUUCUCAAUACUUUGUUAUAUACCCUUUGUUGGCAAUGACACAGGUCAAACGUUUUCUGUAAGUCUUCACAAGGUUUUCACACACUGUUGCUGGUAUUUUGGCCCAUUCCUCCAUGCAGAUCUCCUCUAGAGCAGUGAUGUUUUGGGGCUGUCGCUGGGCAACACGGACUUUCAACUCCCUCCAAAUAUUUUCUAUGGGGUUGAGAUCUGGCGACUAGCUAGGCCACUCCAGGACCUUGAAAUACUUCUUACGAAGCCACUCCUUCAUUGCCCGGGCGGUGUGUUUGGGAUCAUUGUCAUGCUGAAAGACCCAGCCACGUUUCAUCUUCAAUGCCCUUGCUGAUGGAAGGAGGUUUUCACUCAAAAUCUCACGAUACAUGGCCCCAUUCAUUCUUUCCUUUACACGGAUCAGUCGUCCUGGUCCCUUUGCAGAAAAACAGCCCCAAAGCAUGAUGUUUCCACCCCCAUGCUUCACAGUAGGUAUGGUGUUCUUUGAAUGCAACUCAGCAUUCUUUGUCCUCCAAACACGACGAGUUGAGUUUUUACCAAAAAGUUAUAUUUUGGUUUCAUCUGACCAUAUGACAUUCUCCCAAUCCUCUUCUGGAUCAUCCAAAUGCACUCUAGCAAACUUCAGACGGGCCUGGACAUGUACUGGCUUAAGCAGGGGGGCACGUCUGGCACUGCAGGAUUUGAGUCCCUGGCGGCGUAGUGUGUUACUGAUGGUAGGCUUUGUUAAUUUGGUCCCAGCUCUCUGCAGGUCAUUCACUAGGUCCCACCGUGUGGUUCUGGGAUUUUUGCUCACCGUUCUUGUGAUCAUUUUGACCCCAUGGGGUGAGAUCUUGCGUGGAGCCCCAGAUCGAGGGAGAUUAUCAGUGGUCUUGUAUGUCUUCCAUUUCCUAAUAAUUGCUCCCACAGUUGAUUUCUUCAAACCAAGCUGCUUACCUAUUGCAGAUUCAGUCUUCCCAGCCUGGUGCAGGUCUACAAUUUUGUUUCUGGUGUCCUUUGACAGCUCUUUGGUCUUGGCCAUAGUGGAGUUUGGAGUGUGACUGUUUGAGGUUGUGGACAGGUGUAUUUUAAACUGAUAACAAGUUCAAACAGGUGCCAUUAAUACAGGUAACGAGUGGAGGACAGAGGAGCCUCUUAAAGAAGAAGUUACAGGUCUGUGAGAGCCAGAAAUCUUGCUUGUUUGUAGGUGACCAAAUACUUAUUUUCCACCAUAAUUUGCAAAUAAAUUCAUUAAAAAUCCUACAAUGUGAUUUUCUGGAGAAAAAAAAUUCUAAUUUUGUCUGUCAUAGUUGACAUGUACCUAUGAUGAAAAUUACAGGCCUCUCUCAUCUUUUUAAGUGGGAGAACUUGCACAAUUGGUGGCUGACUAAAUACUUUUUUCCCCACUGUAUAUACAAUUAAAAACAUUUCACAACAGAUUUCACAACAUAUUAAGUGUGUGCCCUCAGGCCUCUACUCUACUACCACAUAUCUACAACACAAAAUCGAUGUGUGUGUGUGUGUGUGUAUAGUGCGUAUGUUAUUGUGUGUGUAUGCAUGGGUCUGUGCCUAUGUUUGUGUUGCUUCACAGUCCCCGCUGUUCCAUAAGGUGUAUUUAUAUCUGUUUUUAAAUCUGAUUCUACUGCUUGCAUCAGUUACCUGAUGUGGAAUAGAGUUCCAUGUAGUCAUGGCUCUAUGUAGUACUGUGCGCCUCCCAUAGUCUGUUCUGGACUUGGGGACUGUGAAGAGACCUCUGGUGGCAUGUCUUGUAGGCUAUGCAUGGGUGUCCGAGCUGUGUGCCAGUAGUUCAAACAGACAGCUCGGUGCAUUCAACAUCUCAAUACCUCUCACAAAUACAAGUAGUGAUGAAGUCCAUCUCUCCUCCACUUUGAGCCAGGAGAGAUUGACAUGCAUAUUAUUAAUGUUUGCUCUCUGUGUACCUCCAAGGUCCAGCCGUGCUGCAGCGUGUGUCUGUGCCUGUGUCUCUUCACAGUAAUUUUUCUUGGUCCCUCUUUGUGGCACCUGACCACACGACCGAACAGUAGUCCAGGUGUGACAAAACUAGGACCUGUAGGACCUGCCUUGUUGAUAGUGAUGUUAAGAAGGUAGAGCAGCGCUUUAUUAUGGACAGACUUCUCCCCAUCUUGGCUACUGUUGUAUCAACAUGUUUUGACCAUGACAGUUUACAAUCCAGGGUUACUCCAAGCAGUUUAGUCUCCUGAACUUGCGCAAUUUCCACAUUACACGUUUUUGUUGAGGUUUAGGGUUUAGUGAAUGAUUUGUCCCAAGUAUAAUGAUUUUAGUUUUUGAGACAUUUAGGAGUAAUUAAUUUCUUGCCACCCAUUCUGAAACUGCCUGCAGCUCUUUGUUAAGUGUUGCAGUGAUUUCAGUCGCUGUGGUAGCUGUCGUGUAUAGUGUUGAGUGAUCCGCAUACAUAGACACACUGGCUUUACUCAGAGCCAGUGGCAUGUCAUUAGUAAAGAUUGAAAAUGGGGCCUAGACAACUGCCCUGGGGAAUUCCUGAUUCUACCUGGAUUAUGUUGGAGAGGCUUCCAUUAAAUAACACUUUCUGUGUUCUGUUAGACAGGUAACUCUCGAUCCACAAUACAGCUUCUACCCCCAAGCCAUAAGACUUCUGAACAAUUAAUUAAAUGGCCACCCAGACUAUUUACAUUGACACCCCCCUCCAUUUGUUUUUACACUGCUGCUACCCGCUGUUUAUUAUCUAUGUAUAGUCACUUUACCCCUACCUACAUGUACAAAUUACCUUAACUAACCUGUACCCCCACCCAUUGACUCAGUACCGGUACCCCCUGUAUAUAGCCUCAUUAUUACCUGGACUAACCUGUACCCCAGCCCAUUGACUCGGUACCGGUACCCCCUGUAUAUAGCCUCAUUAUUACCUGGACUAACCUGUACCCCAGCCCAUUGACUCAGUACCGGUACCUCCUGUAUAUAGCCUAAAAAAAAAUACCCUAAAUAUUAAAGCUGACAGUCUGCACUUUAACCUCAUAGUCAUUGCAUCAUUUAAAUUCCAAAGUGCUGGAGUACAGAGCCAAAACAACAAUGAACUGAGCUGCAGGACAGGAAGGAAACUGCACAGGGAUGUCACCAUGAGGCCAUUGGUGAUUUUAAAACAGCUACAGAGUUUAAUGUCUGUGAAAGGAGGAUCAUCAACAUUGUAGUAACUCCACAAUAAUGACCUAAAUGACAGAGUGAAAAGAACAAUACAAAUAUACAGAAUACAGAAAAAAAACAGCCAGGCCACCCGUGAUAGAAUUUAGUAUUCGACGUCCAUCCAUGUCUGUGGACGUCGGGAGAUUACGUGGAAACCGGCCACUAGGGGCAUCAGUGAGCACUGUUACCUUCAAGUAGGUUUUGUGUGUGGUGGACAGGGAUGGUCCCCUGGGGCCAGUAUGAAAAAUGUAUGCACUCACUAACUGUAAGUCACUCUGGAUAAGAGUGUCUGCUAAAUGACUAAAAUGUAAAUGGUGGAUGGGCAUAAGCAUCUGCCUCUGUUGCUAAAGGUUGCAUGUUCAAAUCCAGCGAUAUAAAUAGUUUUUUAGAUUUAGGUUUUAAGCCUAUCCCAAACCUUUCUGAGUUAAUGUCUAACCUUAAGACUACAGAGUUAACAGCCUAAUUAAGACUACAGAGUUAACAGCCUAAUUAAGACUACAGAGUUAACAGCCUAAUUAAGACUACAGAGUUAACAGCCUAAUUAAGACUACAGAGUUAACAGCCUAAUUAAGACUACAGAGUUAACAGCCUAAUUAAGACUACAGAGUUAACAGCCUAAUUAAGACUACAGAGUUAACAGCCUAAUUAAGACUACAGAGUUAACAGCCUAAUUAAGACUACAGAGUUAACAGCCUAAUUAAGACUACAGAGUUAACAGCCUAAUUAAGACUACAGAGUUAACAGCCUAAUUAAGACUACAGAGUUAACAGCCUAAUUAAGACUACAGAGUUAACAGCCUAAACUUAACCUUAACAUUUUACGUUUGGAACAACUUUGAAAUGUUACGUUUGAGAAACAUGGAUGAACGUUUAAUUCUGGUGUGAGACUGUGAGAGCUAGUUGAAGAAAAUUCUCUAAAACGACGUUGGAGGCGGCUUAUGGUAGAGAAAUUAACAUUCAAUUCUCUGGCAACAGCUCUGGUGGACAUUCCUGCAGUCAGCAUGCCAAUUGCACGCUCCCUCAAAACUUGAGACUUCUGUGGCAUUGUGUUGUGUGACAAAUAUGCACAUUUUAGAGUGGCCUUUUAUUGUCCCCAGCACAAGGUGCACCUGUGUAAUGUGCACCUUGAGACCAGCCACCCGGACAGCUGACGAAACUGGGGGUUUGCUCAACCGAAUAAUUUCUGCACAAACUGUCAGAAACCGUCUCAGGGAAGCUCAUCUGCGUGGUCGUCGUCCUCACCAGGGUCUUGACCUGACUGCAGUUCGGAGUCGUAACCGACUUCAGUGGGCAAAUGCUCACCUUCGAUGGCCACUGGCACACUGGAGAAGUGUGCUCUUCACAAAUGAAUCCCGGUUUCAACUGACAGCAGACAGCGUGUAUGGCGUCGUGUGGGUGAGCGGUUUGCUGAUGUCAACGUUGUGAACAGAGUGCCCCAUGGUGGAGGUGGGGUUAUGGUAUGAGGAGAAAUAAGGUACGGACAACGAACACAAUUGCAUUUUAUCAAUACCAAUUUGAAUACACUGAGGCCCAUUGACAUGCCAUUCAUCCGCCGCCAUCACCUCAUGUUUCAGCAUGAUAAUGCACAGCCCCAUGUCGCAAGAAUCUGUACACAAUUACUGGAAGCUGAAAAUGUCCCAGUUCUUCCAUGGCCUGCAGACUCACCAGACAUGUCACCAAUUGAGCAUGUUUGGGAUGCUCUGGAUCGACGCGUACGACAGCUUGUUCUAGUUCCCGCCAAUAUCCAGCAACUUCGCACAGCCAUUGAAGAGGACUGGGACAACAUUCCACAAUCAACAACCUGAUCAACUUCAAGACUUCCUUAAAGAUGCAUUAUGCAGAAAUUGCUCCACCAUUUCCUGGUCUGCCUAGUUUCAGUUUGUGACAAAACAAGCAAGUAUAGUGUAGAGAAUCAUUGUACCAUCUAAACCGCUGUGAAAUAUAUUUUCCAUAACCAAAAAUAUUGUAUUUUCAGCUGUUUGAAGCUGGUGGACAAAACCGACAGUAAAAGACGCAAAAAACAAACUUAAGAACGGGAAGCAAAGAAAUAGCACAUAGAACAGAUCUACCACCUCUUAGACUUGCUGUCAAUGAGAAUGACAGAUCUAUUAAACACAUUUCUAUGUGACGCUGGUCAAGUCGCCCAAAAAGGGACAUAUUGCAGCUUUAAUAUUAGAGAUUGCGCAGCAGCUGUUGUUAACAGAGAUACACACCCCCUCCCCUGAGCUUCCCCGACGCCACCGUUCUGUCUUGCCAACGUAUAGAAAAACCAGCUAGAUUUAUAUUUACUAUGUGCUUGUUCAGCCACGACUGGGAGAAACAGGAUAUUACGUUGAUAGGAUAGUCUCGAACGGAGCUCAUCCAGUUUAUUCUCCAGUGAUUGCACGUUCGCCAAUAGAACGGAGGGUAGAGGCCGUUUAUCCACUCUCCGACGUAGUCUCGUCAGGUAUCCCACACCCCGGCCUCUAUAGCGCCGUCUCCUCCUUCUUAGAGUGUCGGGGAUCUGGGCCUGCUCCGGGAUAAUCAAUAUGUCUUUUGUCUCCGACUCAUUGAAGUAGAAGUCCCCCCUUACAUAACCCUCCCCUUACAUAACCCCCCCAUAACCCUCCUCUGGACUAGAUUUUUUUUUUUAAAGACUAAACCCUCCCCUUGACUGAAAUUGAAAAAGCAUGUCCAACUGAACCAACUGCUUGGCCUAAACCAACCGUCAUCCUCAGUCAGCAGUGGGAUGGCCAGACAGCUCCCCAUAACCCUCCCCAUCCUCAGUCAGCAGUGGGAUGGCCAGACAGCUCCCCAUAACCCUCCCCAUCCACAGUCAGCAGUGGGAUGGCCAGACAGCUCCCCAUAACCCUCCCCAUCCUCAGUCAGCAGUGGGAUGGCCAGACAGCUCCCCAUAACCCUCCCCAUCCUCAGUCAGCAGUGGGAUGGCCAGACAGCUCCCCAUAACCCUCCCCAUCCUCAGUCAGCAGUGGGAUGGCCAGACAGCUCCCCAUAACCCUCCCCAUCCUCAGUCAGCAGUGGGAUGGCCAGACAGCUCCCCAUAACCCUCCCCAUCCUCAGUCAGCAGUGGGAUGGCCAGACAGCUCCCCAUAACCCUCCCCAUCCUCAGUCAGCAGUGGGAUGGCCAGACAGCUCCCCAUAACCCUCCCCAUCCUCAGUCAGCAGUGGGAUGGCCAGACAGCUCCCCAUAACCCUCCCCAUCCUCAGUCAGCAGUGGGAUGGCCAGACAGCUCCCCAUAACCCUCCCCAUCCUCAGUCAGCAGUGGGAUGGCCAGACAGCUCCCCAUAACCCUCCCCAUCCUCAGUCAGCAGUGGGAUGGCCAGACAGCUCCCCAUAACCCUCCCCGUCCUCAGUCAGCAGUGGGAUGGCCAGACAGCUCCCCAUAACCCUCCCCGUCCUCAGUCAGCAGUGGGAUGGCCAGGACAGCUCCCCAUAACCCUCCCCGUCCUCAGUCAGCAGUGGGAUGGCCAGACAGCUCCCCAUAACCCUCCCCGUCCUCAGUCAGCAGUGGGAUGGCCAGACAGCUCCCCAUAACCCUCCCCAUCCUCAGUCAGCAGUGGGAUGGCCAGACAGCUCCCCAUAACCCUCCCCAUCCUCAGUCAGCAGUGGGAUGGCCAGACAGCUCCCCAUAACCCUCCCCAUCCUCAGUCAGCAGUGGGAUGGCCAGACAGCUCCCCAUAACCCUCCCCAUCCUCAGUCAGCAGUGGGAUGGCCAGACAGCUCCCUGAAGGCCACAGAGACAGGGGCAGUCUAACUCUCAUUAGCCAGCAUUUGAAUCAGAAACACGUUCAACCACGUGGCCAAAGCCAAUGGGACAUGUUUAAACAUCUCCCCCUCAUUCUUCUCCUGCACCUCCUCCACUUAAGCCAAGACCAGUUUCCUCCCUACAGUAAGUACCAGCUGAAGUUCCUAAACCAGCAGAGGCAGACUCCUUUAAGACUCUUCCUAAUGCAGAGACACGCGCAGGACCUCACCUUAGCACUGACUAGAGACCAACCUAAUGGAACAACUAGCCAACCACCAGCAUUGCAUCCAUACAGAGCCUCCAUUCACCACUCACCAUAACAGCAUAUACCAUGUCUAUACAGACUUACCAUACACCACCAUCUAUCAGACCUACCAUACACCACCAUCUAUCAGACCUACCAUACACCACCAUCUAUCAGACCUACCAUACACCACCAUCUAUCAGACCUACCAUACACCACCAUCUAUACAGACCUACCAUACACCACCAUCUAUACAGACCUACCAUACACCACCAUCUAUCAGACCUACCAUACACCACCAUCUAUCAGACUUACCAUACACCACCAUCUAUCAGACCUACCAUACACCACCAUCUAUCAGACCUACCAUACACCACCAUCUAUACAGACCUACCAUACACCACCAUCUAUACAGACCUACCAUACACCACCAUCUAUCAGACCUACCAUACACCACCAUCUAUCAGACCUACCAUACACCACCAUCUAUCAGACCUACCAUACACCACCAUCUAUCAGACCUACCAUACACCACCAUCUAUACAGACCUACCAUACACCACCAUCUAUACAGACCUACCAUACACCACCAUCUAUCAGACUUACCAUACACCACCAUCUAUCAGACCUACCAUACACCACCAUCUAUCAGACCUACCAUACACCACCAUCUAUCAGACUUACCAUACACCACCAUCUAUCAGACCUACCAUUCACCACCAUCUAUACAGACCUACCAUACACCACCAUCUAUACAUACCUACCAUUCACCACCAUGUAUACAGACCUACCAUUCACCACCAUCUAUAUAGACCUACCAUUCACCACCAUCUAUCAGACCUACCAUACACCACCAUCUAUAUAGACCUACCAUUCACCACCAUGUAUACAGACCUACCAUUCACCACCAUCUAUAUAGACCUACCAUACACCACCAUCUAUACAGACCUACCAUACACCACCAUCUAUACAGACCUACCAUUCACCACCAUCUAUACAGACCUACCAUACACCACCAUCUAUCAGACCUACCAUACACCACCAUCUAUACAGACCUACCAUACACCACCAUCUAUACAGACCUACCAUUCACCACCAUCUAUACAGACCUACCAUACACCACCAUCUAUCAGACCUACCAUUCACCACCAUCUAUACAGACCUACCAUACACCACCAUCUAUCAGACUUACCAUACACCACCAUCUAUACAGACCUACCAUUCACCACCAUGUAUACAGACCUACCAUUCACCACCAUCUAUAUAGACCUACCAUUCACCACCAUCUAUACAUACCUACCAUUCACCACCAUCUACAUAGACCUACCAUUCACCUCCAUCCACACAGGGCCACCCUGCACUCCCACCCAUCACCUUAAUAGAGAGAGAUAAUUAACUUCCACUAGACCGUCAGCCAGCCACUCCUGUCAGAGCCACAACAACACCAGACCGUCAGCCAGCCACUCCUGUCAGAGCCACAACAACACCAGACCGUCAGCCAGCCACUCCUGUCAGAGCCACAACAACACCAGACCGUCAGCCAGCCACUCCUGUCAGAGUCUCAACAACACCAGACCGUCAGUCAGCCACUCCUGUCAGAGUCUCAACAACACCAGACCGUCAGUCAGCCACUCCUGUCAGAGUCUCAACAACACCAGACCGUCAGCCAGCCACUCCUGUCAGAGCCACAACAACACCAGACCGUCAGCCAGCCACUCCUGUCAGAGUCUCAACAACACCAGACCGUCAGUCAGCCACUCCUGUCAGAGCCACAACAAGUCAGUAUGUUACUCCUGUCAGAGUCUCAGAAGAGAAUCACAGUGCUUCAUCAGUCACAGGCUUAGAACAGGGUCAGUGCAGGUCUGCUACACCUGUCAAAGCCUUUGUAUAAAACUAUUCACAGCAGCAUCACUAGUUCAAUCUGAUAAUCUUGCUUUAGUUAAGAGUCAGCAUGCCAAACCACCCACAUCCCCAGUACAGAGCAUUUCCUCCGAAACAUCAGUACAUGGGCAGUCUGCUGCACCCAAAACGUCUUCCACACCAAGCCAAUAUCCUGCUGACACUGACUGGCCCGUCAUCAGACCAUUCCCACUCUCUAGGCAGGAUAUGAUGUCAGAACCUCCGAUAAAAAGGCAGAAUAUGAAAUCAGAGAGACAGGAUGUGACAUCAGAGCCUCAGAGAGACAGGAAGUGACGUCAGCGCCUCAGAAAAACAGGAUAUGA
Coregonus sp. 'balchen' is the source of this 15510-nucleotide messenger RNA. Lineage: Eukaryota; Metazoa; Chordata; Actinopteri; Salmoniformes; Salmonidae. The record is from the annotation of a GenBank genome assembly.